AUGAAGAAGAGUGCAGAUCCUGUGCAUGACUUCUUGGAUUUCUGGGAAGCCAUCCAAAAGGUCUUUGCCAUGAAGCAAGGAACCAACAAAAACUUGAUGCAUUUCAAGGAACAAUUCUUGAGACAGGCUGAAGUCCUGCAAGAUCUAUAUGGUGUUGCCUGCAACAGGAUUCCUAUGCAACUGCAAUCAAACAAGAACAACUCCUCUGAUGCUGGAUCUUCAGACAAACUAUUGCAUGGAAGUGGAUUACUAUCCAAAUACAAUCCGCAAAGCACAAGAUAUAUUGAAGAUUCACAUGGAUGUGCUCAAAAAUCCGGGAGUGACCCUCUACCAAGGAAAAGACCAACCUAA
This is a messenger RNA of Cylindrotheca closterium, 351 nucleotides long. Lineage: Eukaryota; Bacillariophyta; Bacillariophyceae; Bacillariales; Bacillariaceae. The record is from the annotation of a GenBank genome assembly.